Gavia stellata (red-throated loon) is the source of this 1578-nucleotide messenger RNA. It is a transcript of the gene TOX, whose product is annotated as thymocyte selection associated high mobility group box. NCBI's taxonomy places the organism in Eukaryota, Metazoa, Chordata, Aves, Gaviiformes, Gaviidae. The record is from RefSeq and is a predicted model, not a curated record. The coding region runs from base 1 to 1578 and encodes 525 amino acids. Gene Ontology annotation, biological process: leukocyte differentiation; regulation of transcription by RNA polymerase II. The transcript is spliced from 9 exons. Gene Ontology annotation, molecular function: chromatin DNA binding. Gene Ontology annotation, cellular component: nucleus.
AUGGACGUAAGAUUUUAUUCACCACCUCCUCAGCCUGCAGCCGCUCCUGAUACGCCUUGUUUGGGACCUUCCCCCUGCCUGGACCCCUACUAUUGCAACAAGUUUGACGGUGAGAACAUGUAUAUGAGUAUGACAGAGCCGAGCCAGGACUAUGUGCCAGCCAGCCAGUCUUUUCCUGGCCCAAGUCUUGAAAGUGAAGAUUUUAACAUACCUCCUAUAACUCCUCCAUCAUUGCCUGACCACUCCCUGGUGCACUUGAAUGAGAUGGAGUCUGGGUACCACUCUCUGUGUCAUCCCGUGAACCACAACGGCCUCCUUCCAUUCCACCCACAAAACAUGGAUCUACCCGAAAUUACAGUUUCCAACAUGCUUGGACAAGAUGGGGCACUCCUUUCCAAUUCCCUCUCUGUGAUGCAAGAUUUACGGAAUACAGAAGGAGCCCAGUAUAGUUCCCAUCCUCAGAUGGCAACCAUGAGGCCAAGGGUUCAACCUGCAGAUAUUAGGCAGCCAGGAAUGAUGCAGCACGGGCAGCUGACUACUAUUAACCAGUCCCAGCUCAGUGCACAGCUUGGUUUGAAUAUGGGUGGAAACAAUGUUCCUCACAACUCGCCCUCUCCACCUGGAAGCAAAUCUGCAACUCCUUCACCAUCCAGUUCAGUCCAUGAAGAUGAAGGAGAAGAUAGCUCUAAGGUCAAUGGUGGAGAGAAGAGACCUGCUUCAGAUAUGGGAAAGAAACCCAAAACUCCCAAAAAGAAGAAGAAGAAGGACCCAAAUGAGCCACAGAAGCCUGUGUCUGCCUAUGCAUUAUUCUUUCGAGACACUCAAGCAGCCAUCAAGGGCCAAAACCCCAAUGCUACUUUUGGUGAAGUCUCUAAAAUCGUAGCUUCAAUGUGGGACGGCUUAGGAGAAGAACAAAAACAGGUAUACAAAAAGAAAACUGAAGCUGCCAAGAAGGAAUAUCUGAAGCAGUUAGCUGCCUACAGAGCAAGCCUUGUAUCCAAGAGCUACAGUGAACCUGUUGAUGUUAAAGCCUCCCCACAACCCCAGAUGAUGAAUUCAAAGCAGUCGGUGUUUCAUGGGCCCACCCAGGCUCACUCUGCACUGUACCUCAGUUCCCACUACCACCAACAACCAGGAAUGAAUCCUCACAUCACCGCCAUGCAUGCCAAUAUCCCCAGGAACAUAGCACCCAAGCCUAACAACCAAAUGCCAGUGACUGUUUCCAUAGCAAACAUGGCUGUGUCCCCACCACCACCUCUUCAGAUCAGCCCCCCUCUGCACCAGCAUCUCAACAUCCAGCAACACCAGCCGAUUUCAAUGCAGCAGUCCAUUGGAAACCAGCUACCGAUGCAGGUCCAGUCUGCUUUACAUUCACCUACAAUGCAGCAAGGAUUUACUCUUCAGCCUGAUUAUCAGAAUAUCAUCAAUCCAACAUCAACAGCUGCACAAGUUGUUACCCAGGCAAUGGAGUAUGUUCGUUCAGGGUGCAGAAAUCCUCCAGCACAGACUGUGGACUGGAAUAAUGACUACUGCAGUAAUGGGGUCAUGCAGAGGGACAAAGCACUCUACCUUACCUGA